Suillus fuscotomentosus is the source of this 2164-nucleotide messenger RNA. RefSeq lists its product as uncharacterized. The coding region runs from base 280 to 1989 and encodes 569 amino acids. NCBI's taxonomy places the organism in Eukaryota, Fungi, Basidiomycota, Agaricomycetes, Boletales, Suillaceae. The transcript has 7 exons. The record is from RefSeq and is a predicted model, not a curated record.
GCACUGCCAGUUGCAGCUGUAGUACGACAGCUGGGAAUGCUUACUAUGGCUUAGGGCAACUUUUCGUUCUUGGCCACUUACUUAAAUCCUCAAAACUCUCAAUAUCUGGCCUGACUAGAGUUCACAUCCAUCGAGUUGUUGUUGGCCAGAGCUGAGUGUUCAGGUUCUGAUCAAUCGCCACGAGUCGCUUUCAGGCUCCACCAGGGUCCAUUGCUCAUCCACGCAGCAGGCGUCAACAUCGAGGCAGGACCCCGUUCCCCUUUUUCCCCAACGCUCAUCAUGUCGGAGGCGCUAGCCGUCGAUGCUCAGUCUCUAAGAAGAACUCAGUCCACUGGCGAUAUCCACCCACCGCCCAGAGCCCGCCUUUCAACGUCACAUCAUCACUCCGAACAGGACGGAAGGAAUUUCAACGUUAGUUCGUCACCAAUUGCAGAAGGGACCACCGAAGAUACUCCCCGUGACCCCUGGUUUACACCCGACGCAUCCCCUGCAGGGCAACAACAGAGUAGAAGAUCCUCCACUUCCACUUCUCAAGCACACCUUUCCUUAAUCCCGAAAAUCAAAGCAUUCUUUGGGAUUGGUCCUGAUGCAUCAAGAACACGUAAAGCUCUUGUAUCAGUUGUGUGGGCUUUGGCGUAUGGUUUCUUUCAAAUUGGGGCUAUCAUCGCCGUACUGGGUGUGGCCUCUGUAGUUGCCAGCCCGACGGAGGCAAAUGCCCAUCAGAUCAAUGCUUGUGGGCGACCACUCGUUGCCUGGAAUUGCAUUUGGAUAGUGAAAGUCUGUUUGUCAUCCACCCUGGCGUAUUGGAAUUUUAUCAGAAUCCGAAAUGUGGAGCGUACGGGGAGACAAGGUGAUGCUGAGUCUGGCGAUCGUUCUCGAACAUCCAAUGAUGGCGGAUCUCGUCGUAAUGAACCCCCGAAUCGUCGUCGGCAGAGAGAUCCUCGUAGACGGGCCAGGAACGCAAGUUCCAGUGCUACAAAUCAAGAAGAGCCAACACCACCAUAUUCUUAUCUUUACGCGCGCUUGUCACUCCUUUCAUCCAUGCUUACUCUGACAUGGUUCCUAACUGCGCACAUUUUGGAAUACACCUCUGUCGAUUCAUGCCGACUUUCUUCGCCUCUUGUUUGGUGGCUUACUUUUGGGAUUUUGUGCACAAUGUAUUUCCUGGUUCUCGAGGUUUUGGUUUUCGGUUUUCUUGUUUUCAUGGUUUUGCCUUUCAUUAUGCUUUUCUACAGUAUUAUUCUACUAUGCCUGGGCCGUCACCCACUCCAGAACCCUCACUAUAUCAAGCCCGAAAUCGACAAGCUGCCCAAAGCCACCGUCGAACGUAUUCCUCUAGUCAUCUACAUCCCUCCUCCACCGGAAGACGAUGGAAAGGCACAACCGAUUUCUUUGCCAAAACCUGUGCACAGCUAUCCACCCAAAGCACCGGCUUCGCGAACGCCAAGGAGGCGAUUUGCAUUCUUUCACCGUAGACCCAAGAAGUCCGAACAAGGCGUUGAUAUCCUUGACGGCAAACAGAGCACGAAGUCGGAGCUCAAAGAUCCAGAAACUUGGGAAGAUAACUGGGAGCAAUGCGAGUAUCCCUUUGUCCGAUUGGAGGGCAACCGAGCUGCCUGCGCCAUCUGUUUGAUGGACUUCGAGGAGCCAAAGAGACUUUCCAGUGCUACAGAAUCAAGCACGACAGAUAAGGAUGAAGAACAAGCUCCAGUUACGUCCGGUGAAGACAACCUACCCCGCCAGCCUGAGGAGCAAGUUGAAAUACCAGUGGAACGCAUCACUGAAGAAGAAAGAAGUGGCCUUCCUCACCUUGAAGAUGCGGGAGUUGGUCCGCAGCCUCUUCGACUGCUUGCUUGCGGUCACGUCUUCCAUAAAACAUGCAUCGACCCUUGGUUAACCGACGUAUCAGGCCGGUGUCCGGUGUGUCAGCGACCUGUCGAAUUGGAUGACAUGGACCCGAAGAAGUCUAGGCGAAGACGUCGCUCAUGACCACAUACGUGUUCCGCUUUCCUCGAAUAUAAUGGUUUAGGUUUGUGAGUGAUGAACUACUACAGUAGGAACCGAUGUACAACAUACAUUGAUAUUGCAUAUUCAUUGGACGAUAUCCUGCAAGCUUGCAAAUAGCGCUUACAGCUUACAUAAUACAAUCCUGACAUUAUGCCAA